Coregonus clupeaformis (lake whitefish) is the source of this 2113-nucleotide messenger RNA. Its product is annotated as adenylate cyclase type 3. Lineage: Eukaryota; Metazoa; Chordata; Actinopteri; Salmoniformes; Salmonidae. Gene Ontology annotation, molecular function: adenylate cyclase activity. Gene Ontology annotation, biological process: intracellular signal transduction; adenylate cyclase-activating G protein-coupled receptor signaling pathway; cAMP biosynthetic process. The record is from RefSeq and is a predicted model, not a curated record. The transcript is spliced from 13 exons. The annotation marks the transcript as partial.
GAGCGUCUCUUGCUGUCCAUCCUGCCCAAGCACAUAGCAGACGAGAUGUUACAGGACAUGAAGAAGAAAGAAGCAAGUCAGACUGGACAGAAGGAGAUGCAGCAGUUCAACACCAUGUACAUGUAUCGCCACGAAAAUGUCAGUAUUUUGUUUGCAGACAUUGUGGGAUUCACUCAGCUGUCAUCGUCAUGCAGUGCCCAUGAGCUGGUCAAGCUCCUCAAUGAACUGUUUGCCCGCUUUGACAAGCUGGCUGCCAAAUACCACCAGUUGAGAAUAAAGAUCCUGGGCGACUGUUACUACUGCAUCUGUGGCCUGCCAGACUACAGAGAGGACCACGCUGCCUGCUCCAUCAUGAUGGGCCUGGCCAUGGUGGAGGCCAUUUCGUAUGUUCGUGAGAAGACCGGGACAGAUGUGGACAUGCGUGUGGGGGUGCACACUGGCACUGUCCUGGGGGGCGUCCUGGGACAGAAGCGGUGGCAGUAUGACGUCUGGUCCACUGACGUCACCGUGGCCAAUAAGAUGGAGGCGGGAGGAAUACCAGGGCGUGUGCACAUCUCCCAGGCCACCAUGGAGUGUCUGCACGGGGAGUUUGAUAUGGAGCCGGGGAACGGGGGCGACCGCUGUGAGUACCUGAAGGAGAGGGGCAUCGACUCCUACCUGGUGGUGGUGCCCAAGGGCCCCCUGGGAAAGAACGGCAUCAACGGGGUGAAGUUGUCUGUGAUGUCGUCCAAUGGGAACUCUCCAUUGUUGAUCAACACCACUGAGUGUAAUGGGAGUGUCCACACAGCCUGCACGCCACCAGACGAGCCAGAGGAGCUGGACACACGGGUGGUGAACCCUUCGUUCCCCAACCCUCGGCGGAGGCUAAGACUGCGGGACCUGGCUGAGAGGGUGAUUGAUGCCCAAGAGAACGAACAGGAGCUCAACAAACUGCUCAAUGAGGCACUGCUGGAGAGAGAAACCGUACAAGCUCUGAAGGGGAAACGCACCAACUGUCUGUCCCUGCGCUUUGUGGACCCUGAGCUGGAGACCCGCUACUCUGUAGAAAAGGAGAAGCAGAGCGGGGCUGCCUUCAGCUGCUCCUGUGUAGUGCUCCUGUUCACUGCAGCCAUGGAGGUCCUCAUAGACCCACGGAUGAUAGCAAAUUACGUGACCCUAGCUGUGGGAGAGGUCCUGCUGCUCGUCCUCACCGUCUGCUCUCUGGCGGCCAUCUUCCCUCGAGUUUUCCCUAAGAGGCUGGUGUCUUUCUCCACAUGGAUCGACCACACCCGCUGGGCACGGAACACGUGGGCCAUGGCAGCAAUCUUCAUCCUCACCAUGGCCGACAUUGUGGACAUGCUAAGCUGUCCCCGUCCCUCGGGAAAUGCCACAAUGGCCCCUCCCUCCUCUGUUGUCCAAUCCGGAGCCGAGGGCUGUCUGGACAACCCCAAGUACUACAGCUACAUCGCCGUGCUGGCACUCAUGGCGACCACCAUGCUGGUGCAGGUCAGCCACAUGGUCAAGGUCACACUCAUGCUCCUCAUCACCAUAGCAACGGGCAUCGUCAACAUCUACAGCUGGAGGGACAUAUUUGACCGCUACGAUAUGGCCCGCUUCCAGGACUACAGGUCUUACCUGGUUCCCUCUAAAUAUGCCAUGACCGUGAUGAUCUUCAUCAUGAUGAUCAGCUUCUACUACUUUUCUCGACAUGUGGAGAAGCUAGCCCGAACUCUGUUCUUGUGGAAGAUUGAGGUCCAUGAGCAGAAGGAGAAGGUGUAUGAGAUGAGGCGCUGGAACGAGGCGCUGGUCACUAACAUGCUGCCAGAGCACGUAGCACGCCACUUCCUGGGCUCUAAGAAAAGGGACGAGGUGAGACAGCGUCAGUAAUGUAGAUGCGGUGCAAAAAUAUUGAACAUCAGAAAGGGGGCAAAUACGUUUCCAUGGCACUUUACACACCGAACCCAGGGCUCUAAAUUAAAAGGAAUUAUUGGUAGCACUGAAAAUAUUUGUUUAAUUGAUUGAGAUACUGUAUAUUGGGCCUAUAUGUUUUCUAGCUACUUCUGAAGCACAUAUUGUGUCCUUGAAACUAAUAUGUAACCCUGUAAAUGCAUUUAGGAGCAUAUGAGACCAACAC